This is a messenger RNA of Entelurus aequoreus (snake pipefish), 583 nucleotides long. RefSeq names its product cocaine- and amphetamine-regulated transcript-like (gene cartl). Gene Ontology annotation, biological process: positive regulation of MAPK cascade; adult feeding behavior; negative regulation of appetite. The coding region runs from base 72 to 392 and encodes 106 amino acids. The record is from RefSeq and is a predicted model, not a curated record. The transcript is spliced from 3 exons. Lineage: Eukaryota; Metazoa; Chordata; Actinopteri; Syngnathiformes; Syngnathidae. Gene Ontology annotation, molecular function: neuropeptide hormone activity.
UUCCCUGCGCCUUUCAUCUUCUCCUCCUCACCACUUCGGCGCUCUUCCGUCCAACUUGCAGGAGCAGAACCAUGGAGAGUUCCGCUGUUCUCCGCGGGCUGCUGCUGGUCAGCCUGCUGGCAGCCCUCAGUCACGGCCAGACGUCCCAGGAGAUGUCCCAGGAGGACUUGGAACGGGACAGAGCCGAACCAGCAACAGACCAAGAACUGGUCGAAGCACUGGAGGUGUUGCUGGGCAAGGUGCAUAAUGGUGUUUCCACGGAGAAGCGAGGCAGCAUCCCGCUGUGUGGGAUCGGUGACCGCUGUGCCAUGAAGUUCGGACCACGAAUUGGAAAGCUCUGCGACUGCGGCAGGGGAGCCAACUGCAACUCCUACCUGCUCAAGUGCCUUUAAAUCACUCGCAUUUUUAAACUCACUGACCUGUAAGGACCAAUGAAUCCUUGGACAGGAGGCACAUUUCACUUCAAAAAUUGUUGGCCUAUUGAGGCUUUAGAAUGUGAGUUUUUGUUGUUGUUUUCAUGAGGUAUGCUCUUGUGGGGAGGACACUUUAAAUGUAGCAUGGGAAUGCAUCAUGUUCAAUAAAG